This is a messenger RNA of Penicillium cataractarum, 1398 nucleotides long. Its product is annotated as vanillin dehydrogenase. Gene Ontology annotation, molecular function: succinate-semialdehyde dehydrogenase (NAD+) activity. The record is from RefSeq and is a predicted model, not a curated record. NCBI's taxonomy places the organism in Eukaryota, Fungi, Ascomycota, Eurotiomycetes, Eurotiales, Aspergillaceae. The transcript is spliced from 7 exons. Bases 1 to 1398 code for a protein of 465 amino acids.
AUGACGAUGAUAUCGUUGAUCAUAGACGGCAAGGAUGUCACUAGUGACAAUUACUUUCACAUACAUAAUCCCUCAAGUGGCAAAUUGGUUAUUCCGUGUACUAGUGCCGGUGUUGAAGAAGCUACUCAAGCAGUGGAAGCUGCAAAGGCCGCCUUCCUAGCAUGGUCAAACACAAAGCCUUGUGAUCGACGGGAUAUUCUGCUCCAAGCAGCCGAAAUCAUGCUUUCCCGAAAGGAGGAACUGAUUCGCUAUCAGAUGGACGAUGCCGGGGCUGGAAGAUUGUUUGCCGAAAAGAAUCUCUUGCUCGCGGUCAAGUUUAUCAAAGACUUUGCAGGCAAGAUCACUUCCAUUGAAGGGGUUGUACCCCCUACGGCGUAUAAGGGCUUGCCAAUCUUGGACCAAGAGAAGAACGCACCCUACAUCCUCGGUACCCGAUCUAUCCUUCUGCCUUUGGGUGCUGGAAACACUACAAUUCUGAAGGGCUCGGAGCUUGCCCCUCGAUGCUUCUGGGCAAUUGGAGAUGUGUUUCGCCAAGCUGGGCUCCCAGCCGGCUGUUUGAACGUGCUUUAUCAUCGGACCUCGGACGCAGCUGAGGUAACCCAUGCACUUAUUGCGCAUCCUGCGGUACGGAAGAUUACCUUUACUGGUAGUACUUUAGUGGACUCUAUUAUUGCCGCUACUGCUGGAAAAUAUACAAAGCCGGUACUGCUGGAACUGGGGGGUAAGGCAUCGGCAAUUGUUCUCAAUGAUGCCAAUCUUGAGACUGCCGUUGCAGGUAUCAAAAUGGGGGCGUUCCUUAAUUCAGGUCAAAUCUGCAUGUCCACCGAACGGAUUGUGGUUCAGCGUGCUGUUGUCGAGGAUUUCCGCAAAGUCCUUUUCAAGUGUCGCGAGAUCGAUUACGGAAAGGACUCGGUCCCUCUUGUGCUGGCACAAGAAGCCGCAGCCGAGAAGAACCGCAGACUCGUUCAGACGCCAUCUCCAAAGGAGCGAACAUCUUUUUCGGAGGGAGGUGGUGCCACGAUGAAGCCCCUGGUAGUUGAGGGUGUGACAAAGGAUAUGGAUCUUUAUUGGACAGAGUCGUUUGGUCCGACAGUCUCUUUAAUCGUCGUGGAUACGGAGGAGGAGGCAAUCGAAGUCGCUAACGAUACCGAGUACGGUCUCACUUCGGCGAUUUUCACUCGUGAUCUGCUUCGUGGCAUUCAAGUUGGGAGGCGUAUUGAAAGCGGUAUUUACUUAUGGUGUGGUAGUGCCGUGCAUAUCAACACUCUUACGGUUCGUGAUGAGCCGGUCUAUCCUCACGGUGGCUGGAAGAGCAGCGGAUUUGGCCGAUUCGGAGGAAAUUCGGCUUAUGACGAGUUUUUGCAAUUCAAAACUAUCACUUGGUCGGAGAAGAGGUGA